This is a messenger RNA of Mytilus trossulus (common blue mussel), 2744 nucleotides long. Its product is annotated as hemicentin-1-like. Bases 45 to 2744 code for a protein of 899 amino acids. The transcript has 18 exons. The record is from RefSeq and is a predicted model, not a curated record. Lineage: Eukaryota; Metazoa; Mollusca; Bivalvia; Mytilida; Mytilidae.
AGUCUUAUCUUUGGACUAGGUCAAAUAUAGUCAACAAAGGGAACAUGAAUUUAAUAAUAUAUAAUCUCGUCGGCUUCAUUAUUUUUGGUACCGGAAAUGCAGAUACUGGCAGACAUCCAUAUUUCCCUGUAUCAGAGAACAGUGAAGUGCUCGUAGCUGAUGGCGACCACAUAGGAUUAAAAUGUGUUCCAGAAGGCAAUCCUAAACCCCAGGUCACGUGGCAUCUCCCCGGUAAUUUGACAAGAAAUAGUCCAGUGGUCAAGAGUCAUGUCAGUUUUCACUAUGAAAAUGUAGAAUUAGAAAUACAAAAUAUGGUUCGAGAGUUACAUGGGUCCUAUGUUUGUCUGGCACAUAAUUCUAUAGGAACUUCAUCGUACACAUAUAUCGUCAAGUAUGGAAGAAUAACAAGCAAGGCACCAGUUUCAAUCACUACACCACCGAUCAUCCCAAUGCGGAUCAAACCAGAUGUUUUCCUAAAAUACACUGAACAUAACGUGACUGAAGGUGACUCUAUGCUGGCAAUACCAUGUGCUGCAAACGGAAUACCAAAUCCUAAAAUCACGUGGUCAGCUAUAGGGUCCAGCAUGCCAUCUAAUGCUAUGCAAUAUCAACAAUUUCUGAUCAUCCGAAAUAUCCGCCUAGAUGACAGUCGGUACUACCUUUGUACAGCUACUAACUCAGAAGGAAAAGCCUCUAAACCUGUGCAUAUAAUAGUACGUCCAAAACCUCAUGUGAAACCAACAGUGACAUUACCACCAAGUUUACAGGGAACAUACGGUACAACUAUAACAUUAACAUGUAACGUGACAGGAUACCCAACACCAGAUAUAAAAUGGUAUUUUAACGGCAAAGCUUUGUCAACAAAAACAAAUAAGUACGAAAUACAGAAUGCGACGUUAGCAGAAAUGGGAGCUUAUACUUGUGAGGCAACGAAUGACGCUGGUACAAGUAGGACUGAUGCAGUUUUUAUAGUUCACGGCACUGCACCAAGCCUGAAAACUACGCCACCACAGUCUGUUAUGGCGAGUCCAAACAAUCCUCCAAGCUUUACCUGUCGAGCGUCUGGAGAUCCGGUUCCUACAAUAACUUGGGAGUUUAAACCGUUUGUUGGAACAACUAGCAAUACAUACCAUGCUGAACUUUCAAAAGACCAUACAACUCUUACAUUACCAAACAUAACUAAAUCUGGACUUGUAACUUGUACAGCAAGUAAUCCAUUUGGGCGUGUACAGGCGUCCUCCUCUGUAAUAUAUACCCCUGAUGAUGAAAUAUACGGACAAACAUGUGCUUCAUGUUCAGGUGUAGAAACCUCUAGUGAAUGUGAACACAAUACUAGAUGUGAUCCCAAUGAAGUGUGUUCCGUGCAUUAUUACGUCACAGAAUCAGGAAAGUCCCUGUUUGAUUAUGGAUGUGCUGUUCCACAGAUCUGUCUACAAAGUAUUGGUUCUAUUUUUGGUAGACGAUCAGAAGGCCAUCACGUAAAAUGUGUCAAGUGUUGUAAUGAAACAAUAUCAUGUAAUCGAAAUCUGACAUGUAGCCAGAAUAGUUUACAAAAUUCAUCAUUUCCAAGAGAAUGCUCAGACAUUAAAGGUAUUUCAAAAAGUGGUGUGUAUACAAUUUAUCCAUUUGGACAACCCACACCACUUGUUUUUGUAUUCUGUGAAGUUGAUGGAAAAGGAAAUGUCUGGACGGAUAUCCAGAGGAGAAUCGAUGGCACUGUUGAUUUCUAUAGAAACUGGACUGAAUACAAAAAUGGCUUUGGUAGUCCACAAGGGGAAUAUUGGAUUGGAAACGAUAUAAUACAUCAGCUAACAUCAAAUGGAAACCACAGAUUACAGAUCAUUAUGACAGAAUUUUCAAAUGUUAUGUAUCACGCAAACUAUGACAGCUUCAGUGUUUCGAAUGAGACGAAUGGCUAUACACUUUCUCUUGGAAGUUACAGCGGAAAUGCAGGUGAUUCUCUAACCAGACAUAAUGGACAAAAAUUCUCGACAGCUGAUAGAUCUAAUGACCCUUCUGGGGGCUGGAAUUGUGCGAAGCAUUAUCAUGGAGCUUGGUGGUAUGCAGCAUGUCAUAAUUCAAACCUAAAUGGGAAAUAUUCCCUUACAGCUGACUGUCCAUAUGGUCCAUUGUACUACUUAUUUCAAAUGCAGAACCUACAAGAAUCUUGUAGUUGUGCUGCUACAAGUACAGAAUAUCGUAUUGAUUUGAUUAACUUACACAGUGGAUAUAGCGAAAAAGACACCGAUUUUCAAAACAGAUACGAUCUUGACCUACCUAAUGUUAACUUGGAGUGCAUCAGAUGCUGUUUAUUGUAUUUAAUAGAAAGGAAUUACCACGUUCAGGAAGGGUCGCGUCAUUUUGUUACAUAUCUAACAUUACCGCUUCAACCAGGAACAGCACUGUAUACACCAGACAUUACAGCUUUUCUGAACAUUCCGACUGGUGGAGGAAGAAGAGGCCAGAUAGCUACUGGACAUGAUUUGAAUCUUGGUAAUGUUUCAGUUCGGGCUUUUCAAAGUUCGAGAACAUACCAAAUGUAUUCCCAAACUAGAAACUUAAGUGUCGGAUUUAAUGCUCAAGUCCGCAUGGAAAGUGUUGCAAUUGAUGUUGUCAAAAGGCAUGAACUUAUUGAUAUUCAGGUUAAUUAUGCUGUUGCGGUGUUAAUAGAGCAAUACCGUGAAACACGUGAUAAAAAUACUUUACUAGGAUGUUGUUCGAUCCGCCCAGCACCAGUACCAUAA